Molecule: messenger RNA, 2426 nt
Organism: Xenopus laevis (African clawed frog)
Lineage: Eukaryota; Metazoa; Chordata; Amphibia; Anura; Pipidae
Gene: tspyl2.L
Product: TSPY-like 2 L homeolog
Exons: 8
Coding region: 284-1750 (488 amino acids)
Biological process (GO): nucleosome assembly
Cellular component (GO): nucleus
Source: RefSeq, a predicted model, not a curated record
GUGACCGCGCUGUCUCGCUAGACGAGACUUGUGACGUCUCGAUUAGCUGCCCGGAAGGAAUUAAGAACCUAUUCGUUAACGGUGCUGCGGGACUUUUAAACAGCGAAUCGGGCUGUGUUCAGAAAAUCAGGCCUCUCCCGGGGAAAGCUGUCCCGAUGGGCGGUAUGGAGUGAUGUAGAGUGUUAAGCACUGGGGGUGUUUGUGGCAAAUAGACGUGUGUGUAUGAACAUGUGGCUGCAUAGUGGCAGUAAUAAUCUGCGUGUGCGCUGAGACAACAUUCGCCAUGAGCUGCCAAGGGGACAACGAGGAGUCCGCGCCUCCACCAGCCAAACAGCGGCGUAUCGUGGAGACCGACGCAAAAGGGAGAGAGAAUGGGGCACGAGAUCCGCAGGUGAGUCAAGAGGCCGAGGCUGCUCAAACGCUCUUUGAGAUGACCAACUGGAGGGAGGCCGGAGAUCAGCGUCAAAACGGAGGAGCGAGCGGCGACCACCAAGCCAAUGUGAUGCUACAACCUCCUGACAAUGGCGGUGCUGAAGAGAAUAAUGUCAGGCUGCAGAGACGCACCCCAGAGAGAGGGGACACUGGGGAAAGCCCACGAGGAACGCCACAUGGCCCCAAGGGAGGAAGAACAGGGGGCAAGCCCCCGAAAUCGUCAAAGCUCAGAGAUGCCGAGGACGCUGGGGACUUGAUAGACCAACAUGAGAGAGUACAGCAGGAUCAAGGGGCGGCAGAUGAGGAGGAAGAACCUUCUGUACUGUCUCCUCUCUCCUCCGAUUCGGAUCAUCCCUCGUAUAGUGAGGGCGACGAGUGCUGCAUCGUUUCUGUUGGCACUCAGCCUACCAACACUGAAAGUUCCCUGCAGGCUCUGGAGUCCAUACAGAAGGAGCUGAGAACAGUGAACGAGCGAGCUGACAGAGCAUUCCUUCAGCUCAAGAAGCGAUACGGGCAUUUGCGGAGGCCGCACAUCCAGAGACGUAAUGCCAUCAUUCGCACGAUCCCUGGCUUUUGGGUCACGGCUUUUCUCAAUCAUCCCCAGCUCUCUGCAAUGAUUGAUGACCGGGAUGAGGACACCUUAAGUUAUAUGAACAACCUUCAGGUGGAUGAUUUCACACUGACAAAGGCUAGCUGCAAGAUCAAAUUCUUCUUCAAUCCCAACCCUUACUUUAAAAAUGAAGUGAUCGUCAAAGAAUUCCAAUAUGGCUCUUCCGGGCGCCUGGUUUCUCGUUCCACUCCAAUCCGCUGGUGGCGAGGACAGAAUCCUGCAUACCGUGGCAAAUCUAGUGGCUCUGCACCAAGCUUCUUCAGCUGGUUCUCCGACCAUAGCUUCCCUGCAGCUGACCGGAUAGCCGCGAUCAUUAAAGAGGAUUUGUGGCCAAACCCACUCGAUUAUUACCUCAUUGGAGAAGGAGAGAGUGAUGACAAUGGAGUAGAAGACAGCAACUCUGAUAAUGCAGACGACUGCGUGGUAAUUGUUGACGACGAUGAAGAGGGGGAGGACGGUGAAGAUGACUUUGAGGAAAACGAUGUGCAUGAAAUCUCUGAUAACACAGAGAAACAAACCGAAGGCACAGAUGGUGAGGAAGAAGAAGAUGAGGAUGAUGAUGAGGUGCUGGAGGAAGAGUCUGUGCACGAGGAAACGGUGGAUUCAACCGUAGAUGAUCACGAGUCAGGAAAUAUCGUGCUGGAUCCUGAUGAUUCAGGGCAAUCCUCUGGAGGGGACGAAGAGUCGGAAGAGGAUGAAGAUGGGUAGCUGAGAUUAGGAAAUGCAGGGAAGCCGCUCCACCCCAACUUCCUAGGAAGCAAGGUGCAAAUCAGGUGUGCAGGAAACACAGUGAGUGCUUCAGCCAGAUAGGAACAUAAAUGAGGCUUCUCCCUGGGCAUGGCGCGCUCCUCACAUACAACUUCUCAGUCAGCCCAUGUAGUACAAAUGCUUUCCUACAUCAUGCAUUGGGAGAGACGGCAUGCCAUUCUGUAACCCACAUAGAAUUUGCACUGGCGACUCUGGGCCCAAUAAGAGGCAGCCUUUACAACUGGCUUCUUUCAGGUUGUGCUCUUAAUUUAACCCCCUUUUUUUUUUUUUUCUUCCGCUAUAUAUCCUUAAACAAAGGUUAUUGAUAAAUUGUAUUUUUUUCUGUAAGCAAUACAAAAGCAAGGUUUAAAUAGAAAUAUAUGCGUAUAUAAAUAUAUAUAUAUCCCAUGCAGUUUAUUAAUAUAUAUAUAAAUUUAUAUAUAUGGGCCAAUUUCAUUUUUAACUCUUCCUUUGCCUGAGGGCCCUACAUGGCAGUUCCUUCCAGGUCCCUCAAGCAAAAUAAAAAAUUGUUUUUAUUCUACUGCCAGGGGCCAUUUUCUUAUUAUGAAGCCCAAAGGACUUUCUUUCUGAGGAUUUUAUUGAUUUGUAUAUUAAAGCAGCCCAGUCUCUGCAUCAA